This is a messenger RNA of Gossypium arboreum, 537 nucleotides long. RefSeq lists its product as uncharacterized. The transcript has 2 exons. The record is from RefSeq and is a predicted model, not a curated record. The coding region runs from base 1 to 537 and encodes 178 amino acids. NCBI's taxonomy places the organism in Eukaryota, Viridiplantae, Streptophyta, Magnoliopsida, Malvales, Malvaceae.
AUGAGAAGGAAGGCUUUGUGGAAUGAUCUAAGCCGCUCAAUUCCUAUCCGGGAGGAUCCUUGGAUGGCAAUUGGAGAUUUUAAUGCCAUUCUCUCUUCCGAUGAUAAGAAGGAGGUCAUAUCACAGGUCACAGAUGAAAUUUUGAUUCGUAAGGAGUUGGAAAAUGUUCUUCAUCAUGAGGAAAUGUUAUGGAAGCAGAAAUCCAGAUGCGAGUGGCUGACAUUGGGAGAUCGUAACACAAGUUAUUUUCAUAGACGCACUGUUCAGAGGAGGAAUUUUAAUAAAAUCACUGCUCUACGUGAUACCGAUGGUGACUGGAUUUUUGAUCCUGAGAUCCUCAAGACUGAAGCGGUUAGGUUUUUCCAAAAGCUUUAUGGGGAGAAUCCAGGACUGCUUGGAACUAUGCCUUCCAGUGCUUUUCCUAUUCUCAGCACUGAAGAUGCUGAUUUUCUUGGAAGGAAUGUUACGAACGAGGAAAUAAAGGUUACUCUUUUCAAUAUGGCACCAUUGAAAGCCCUAGGUAGCGAUGGUUUUUAG